Neocloeon triangulifer is the source of this 1436-nucleotide messenger RNA. RefSeq lists its product as uncharacterized. Gene Ontology annotation, molecular function: structural constituent of chitin-based larval cuticle. The transcript has 8 exons. The coding region runs from base 62 to 1342 and encodes 426 amino acids. Lineage: Eukaryota; Metazoa; Arthropoda; Insecta; Ephemeroptera; Baetidae. Gene Ontology annotation, cellular component: chitin-based extracellular matrix. The record is from RefSeq and is a predicted model, not a curated record.
GUGGAUAAAUCCUGACAGAGAAAAUUCCUUCUUCAAGUGUUUGUUCGUGAAUUUGUGCAAUAUGUUUUUAGUGUUUUUUUGCGCCGUGUGUCUGGGUUUAUCGACAACCCUGGCGCAGGUCCCAGAUGCCGACGGUAACACGGGACCUGACCCGAGGAAAAUCUACGACUUCAACUUCCAAGCUCCGACGCAUGGACAAAGAGUGGCAUCGGACAUCAAUGGAGAUGUGAGAGGCAGAUACUUUUACACGGAUGAUAUGGGUAUUCAGAGAACCGUUGAUUACACGGCGGGCAAAGACACCGGUUUUGUUGUGCAAAACGACACCCCCGACCCCAACCCCGCCAACGAGGCCUCUUACUACAAACAGAGCAGACCUGGAGCCGCCUUCGGCACCUAUGAGGGCACCAGGGGCUACCUGAGCUCGAAACUCAACGGCGACGGGUCGUACAACUUCAAACUGAGUUCGCCCCACCAGAGUCGCUCGGAGAACAAGGACGUGUUUGGCAGGGUGCAGGGCGAGUACAAGUAUCUGGACACGGACGGAAAAAUGCACUUUGUCCAGUACGAGGCCGGCCCUGACAUUGGCUACAGGGUUCUGAACACAAACGACGGCAAACCGACUCCAGUCGCCGCCGCCUCGACCACGCAAACACGUUACGCUGAAGCUCGGUCUGGACGUGCCUACACCUUGCCGGACGAAGUUUUGGAAGGAGCGUAUUCGGAAUAUUACGGUUCAAAACGGCUGAGCGAGAGUGCAGUCAAAGUGAAGAAUCACGGAGAGAAUACAGGCAAGGAGAACAGCGGUGAUAAGGAAAAGUCCGUGAAAAUCGCUUGGAGCCCCAUCUUAAAAAAACCAACUGGUUUGGAGGGAAAGUUUUUCAAAAAUUCGGCCGAAGAAUACGAGCGCGCGCCGUCAGCAGAUGCUGUUGAUUUCUUCAGCGGUGAAGAUCAGGGAGACUACGACUUUUCAAAUGGAAAGCAACAGAAGCGAAAAAGUCCCUUCAUAAUUACUGUGCCCGAGCCUGUAUUUGCAGCUGCAACCACACAAGUAUUUGAUCAGCACCCUUUCGCUCCUCUCAGCCCGCAAGAGCAAAGUGCUGUGAACAACCUCAAGGACUACACGACUGCUGUGAUUAGAGAGCAAUACAGAGUUGAGGAUUUACCAGAUUCGCGAGUGAGGCAGGACGACGUCAAUCAAAACUAUGCUGCUUCAAAUUUCGCCUCAAGACGCUGGCAUUCAGGAGAGGGCGAAUCGCUGGUCAACAACUUUGACAUUGUGCACCUGAGGAGUCGCCUUUCACCUCACACGCCACGUCUGGCCCAGGUCAUCUCACUCGACUAGAUACUCGUCAGCGCGUGAAAAGCAAGACAAAGCGCUUUGUAAUCCUCAAUCAUGUGUCAUCUUCAUGAACCUUUUUACGAAAUAAAUAUUUACA